Alternaria viburni is the source of this 414-nucleotide messenger RNA. RefSeq lists its product as uncharacterized. Lineage: Eukaryota; Fungi; Ascomycota; Dothideomycetes; Pleosporales; Pleosporaceae. Bases 1 to 414 code for a protein of 137 amino acids. The transcript is spliced from 2 exons. The record is from RefSeq and is a predicted model, not a curated record.
AUGCCCGACAUCUGGAAAAUAACACAUCUCGUCGGACCCACCAAACAAGAUACGACACUCGAAUAUACAAACUGCACGGAGCUGAAAGAGCUUUACCAAGAUCUCUUCCCGAAAAUCGUUAAUGAAGAUGAGGAGAAAGGCAAGGGUGACGACCGUUGUGUUCUCAUCCCCGUUAAUGAUGUGAAUAAGUACAAAUAUAUGUACGGGAAGCCCGGGGACCUUAGGGAAUUUCCUGGUUUGAUAUGCCCUAAAGACGCAUGGAUAACUCCUAGAUUGCUUUCGGAGAUGGUGAAAGUACACGAGGACUGGCUAGGCGAAGACGACUCGGAAGACGAAAUAUUGGAAGCGAACGGAAAGGGUCAAGAAAUAGGAGAGGAGGAGGAGAGACAGAGAGAUUACGUUCAUUGUACCUAA